Molecule: messenger RNA, 3142 nt
Organism: Rhodofomes roseus
Lineage: Eukaryota; Fungi; Basidiomycota; Agaricomycetes; Polyporales; Fomitopsidaceae
Product: ARM repeat-containing protein
Exons: 9
Coding region: 92-2851 (919 amino acids)
Biological process (GO): protein import into nucleus
Cellular component (GO): nucleus; cytoplasm
Molecular function (GO): nuclear import signal receptor activity
Source: RefSeq, a predicted model, not a curated record
GCCACGCGGUUUGUCCUCAACCGAACCCUUCUUGCUUUUACGCGUCCACCAUCGUCCAUCAUAGCGUGAGCUACGCGUCUCUUCCGCAGACAUGACUUCCUGGGCCCCUACGCCGGCAGGAUUGCAAGAAAUCCUCCAAACGAUCCACGACUCCACCGAUACACAGAACGCCGCAAUCCAGAGGGAUAUUACUCAUAAACUCAACAAUUUCACGCGUGCGCCAGACUACAUCGCCUACCUGGGCUACAUCCUGGCGGCUAUGCCCCAGGAGGAAGACCGAAUUCGAACCAUCGCUGGAUAUCUGCUAAAGAACAAUGCGCGACUCAUCUUGCGCUCCUCGCCCGACGUUAUCGAAUACGUGAAGAAGGCGGUACUACGCGCCUUCGACGACACCUCAAUCAUGGUGCGGAAUGUGGCGGGCCAGGCGGUUGUCGCGUUCUUGGGCGCGCUCGAGCCCAGGAACUGGCCGGAGUGCCUGGCGCAUCUUGUCGCUGCGCUGGAUGAUUCAGACUUUGACAAACAAGAAGCUGCCUUCAACGUUCUCGAGAAGGCCUGCGAAGACUACCCCCGCAAGCUCGAUGUCGAGAUCAACGGUACAUGGCCGCUCGAGUACAUGAUACCCAAAUUCUUGAUGCUCUCGGAGCAUCCGCGCGCGAAGAUGCGCUCACAUGCCAUCGCCUGUCUCUCGUACUUCGUCCCCAUCAACUGCCAGGCGCUCUUCGCGCAUAUUGACACGUUCAUCGCGUGCCUGUUCAAGCGCGCGUCGGACGAGGACCCGUCCGUUCGGCGGCACGUUUGCCAGGCGCUCGUACUCCUCCUGGCGUCGCGCCCGGAGAAGCUAAUGCCGGAGAUGAACAACGUGGCCGAGUAUAUGCUGUAUUCGACGAAGGACAAGAACGAGAACGUCGCGCUGGAGGCGUGCGAGUUUUGGCUCACGUUUGCCGAGGACCCCGACCUCGCACCGUACCUGCACCCGCUGCUGGGCAAGGUCGCUCCGGUGCUACUGGACUGCAUGGUCUAUGGCGAGGACGACUUGCUGUGGCUCGAUGCGGAUACUGAGGAUGCAGCCGUACCAGACAAAGAAACGGAUAUCAAGCCCAGGCACUACAGCGGCAAGUCCCACGGCUUCGAACACGAGGGCAAUGGCGAUGACACUGCCAAGCCACGCAUGGGCGCGUACGGAGAGGAGCUCGAAGACGAGGAUGACGAAGGCUUCGAUGAUCUCGACGACGAUGAAUUCGCGGAGGAGAUGUCGACCGAAUGGAAUCUGCGCAAAUGCGCAGCCGCCGCUCUUGAUGUCCUCGCCGUGAGAUUCGGCGCGGAUCUACUCAACGUGCUCCUCGAGUCCUUGAAGCUCAAACUCUGGAACGAGGACUGGCUCCAUAGAGAAAGCGGCAUCUUGGCGUUGGGUGCAAUGGCUGAGGGGUGUAUCGACGCGAUUGAGCCCCACUUGCCUACGCUUGUUCCAUACCUGAUUAAUAUGCUCAAUGAUCCAAAGCCACUCGUCCGUUCAAUUGCUUGCUGGACCCUGGGACGGUAUGCAAGUUGGUGUACCCAGCCUAUCUCAGACGAGCACCGUAACCAGUUCUUCGUUCCCACGCUCGAGGGUCUUCUCCGUAUGGUGCUUGACAACAACAAGCGAGUUCAGGAAGCUGGCUGUAGCGCGUUCGCGACCUUCGAGGAAGAUGCGGGCCCCGAGCUCGCCCCUUAUCUUGAGCCCGUCCUGCGCAACCUCGUGGUUGCGUUUGAAAAGUACCAGCAUAAGAACAUGCUCAUCUUGUACGAUGCAGUUGGCACAUUAGCCGAUGCGGUCGGACCUGCCCUCGCGAACCCGACUUAUGUCGAGAUUCUCAUGCCACCUUUGAUCAAGCGGUGGGGCCGAUUGAAAGACGAUGAUGAAGAUCUCAUUCCCCUCCUUGAGUGCUUGGCCUCCGUGACUAUCGGCAUGGGCACCGCCUUUGCCCCGUACGCCCCGCCCGUAUUCGAGCGGUGCACAAAGAUCGUCCAUAGUGCGCUCUUGGCGUACCAGGUGUACCAGCAAAACCCGGAGAUGGACGAGCCCGACAAGGCGUUCCUCGUCGUCGCGCUGGAUUUGCUGUCGGGAUUGACCCAGGGCCUGGGCAUGACACUCGAGACGGUCAUCCUCCACUCGCAGCCGAACUUGGUGACGCUGCUGACGGUCUGUCUGAAGCACCCUCAAGCACCGGUACGGCAGUCGGCGUAUGCGCUCGUCGGGGAUAUGGCGAUGCACUGCUUCCAGGUGCUCAAGCCCCACACGCAGGCCAUCAUGCACGAGCUCAUCGAGCAGCUCGACCCCGAGCCGAAGGUCGAGUUUGUGAGUGCCUGCAACAAUGCAGCUUGGUCUGUUGGCGAGAUCGCGUUGCGCUACGGUCGCGAUGAUCCGGAGUUCCGCCAAUACGUACAACCCUUGAUCUCGCGAUUGGUCCCUAUCCUCCUCCAUCCAAAGGCGCCGCGCAGCCUCCAUGAGAACGCUGCUGUCUCAAUCGGCCGUAUCGGUCUGAUGCAUCCCGGUAUUGUCGCCCCUGUCCUUCCUGAAUUCGCGCAGAUGUGGUGCCAGGCCCUUUACGAGAUCCGUGAUAACGAGGAGAAGGACUCUGCAUUCCGUGGUCUGUGCACACUUGUGCAGCACAACCCUGCUGGUAUCGCGAAGAGCCUUCUCUGGUUUUGCAACGCGAUUGUACGCUGGAACCACCCCUCUGCCGAGCUGAACAACAUGUUCCAGCAGCUCCUCAAUGGGUUCAAGCAGCAUGAUCCUCAGGGCUGGACAGCCCAGAUCGCGACAUUCCCGCCAGCAAUCCAGGAGCGGUUGGCUCAACGUUAUGGCGUCUGAUCGCAUCGCCGCUUGCAUACGUUGGCUGGGGUUUCUGUCUUGAACAUGUCGCACCCUGUACGCAUAGUCCUCGUCCUGUCCUGUCCCUUUUGUCGCGCGCUGUCUCGUAUCCCGUAUCCCCGUGUCUCUUGCAUUGAAUCUUUACGUAGUGUAGUCAUUCGCAGUUCGCCCCGCAUUUGGUUUGUUCAGGUAACACAUCGUAGGUACACAUCCGUAGGUAGCAUUAGUAGGUAGCAUUCGUAGCAAUAGCAUUCAGUAGAUAGCAUCGUAGGUAGCAUUAGUAGGUAGCAU